This is a messenger RNA of Salvia hispanica, 1310 nucleotides long. RefSeq names its product Plastid-lipid associated protein PAP / fibrillin family protein. NCBI's taxonomy places the organism in Eukaryota, Viridiplantae, Streptophyta, Magnoliopsida, Lamiales, Lamiaceae. The record is from RefSeq and is a predicted model, not a curated record.
UUGCCUCCCAAUCCAAACUCUCUUUCACAAACACAGAUCACAAAUCAACAACAAUGUCUCUCCACCUAGCCCUCCACCCUCCUUCCUCUCUCACUCUCCUCAAUCCAUCUCACAGAUUCCGCUGCUUCUCUCCUAAACCCCACUCUCUCUCCUUCUCUUCAAGCCCCAGGCGCGCCGCCUUCUCCAUUCGCUCCUCAUCCGAUAAUCCUGCCUACGUGGACGAAUGGGGAGACAAAUCGGAGCCCGAGCCCGAGCCCGUCUCCAGAUUCUCGGCCGCCGAUCCGCCCAAGGACGACGACGAGUGGGGAGGAGGAGCUGAAUUGGGGAAUGGAACCCCGGCUGCUGCCGACGGUGACGGGAAGCUCUGGGAGCUUAAACGGGCUCUCGUGGAUACUGUUUACGGCUCGGAUUCUGGGUUUCGGGCUUCGGCGGAAGUUCGGGCUGAGGCGCUUGAGCUUGUUACUCAGUUGGAGGCUGCUAAUCCAACUCCCGCGCCUACGGAAAGCCCUGAUUUGCUCGAUGGGGAUUGGAUAUUAGUGUACACAGCCUAUUCUGAAUUAUUGCCUCUACUAGCGGCAGGCAGUAUUCCGCUUUUGAAAGUUGAAGAGAUAAGCCAAUCUAUUGACUCGAGCAGCCUUACCAUUGAAAAUUCAACCACAUUAUCGAGUCCUGUUUCCACCAUAUCGUUUAGUGCUAUAGCAUCCUUUGAAGUUCGGAGCCCAUCAAGAAUACAAGUUGAAUUUAAAGAAGGGAAAUUCAAGCCUCCAGAGAUCAAGUCAAGUAUAGAUCUUCCCGAAAGUGUCAAUAUUUUUGGGCAGAACAUAAAUUUAUCGCCAGUACAGCAGUCUCUGAACCCACUUCAAAAUGCUAUCGAGGGAAUUGCACGCACCGUCUCUGGCCAGCCUCCCCUUAGCGUACGCAUUCCCGGUGAACGAACAAAAUCAUGGCUUAUGAUUACAUACCUUGACGAAGAUUUCCGUAUAUCAAGAGGAGAUGGUGGCCUUUUUGUGCUUGUGAAGAAAGGAAGUUCACUUUUGGAUUAGCACCUAUCAUAUGGGAGGCAGAUUUGUUGUGUGUAUAUAUCUUUAUACAUAAAUCAGCAUUUCCGUUGCUAUUGAUGAUGUGAUUUUUUGCAAAUACACAUCGCAUUACGAUGUUUGCAGCUAUCUUUAGACUUGAGGCAUAUGCAGAUUCAACUGAAAAAUUGUCUGCUGCCCGAAACUGUGCACAUUGAAAUUCUAGUAACAUUAUUAUCAUACUUAUGUCUAUUCUGUGUUUCUGUAGUUCAAUAUAUAUUCCUGUUCGUUUCU